Messenger RNA from Erigeron canadensis, 1188 nucleotides. Its product is annotated as shugoshin-1. Lineage: Eukaryota; Viridiplantae; Streptophyta; Magnoliopsida; Asterales; Asteraceae. Gene Ontology annotation, biological process: meiotic sister chromatid segregation; maintenance of meiotic sister chromatid cohesion. Gene Ontology annotation, cellular component: nucleus; chromosome, centromeric region. The transcript has 9 exons. The record is from RefSeq and is a predicted model, not a curated record. The coding region runs from base 246 to 1091 and encodes 281 amino acids.
UUCUUUUUAUUUAAAUGUUUUAGAAACCCGAAGAAACUGAAUUCUUCAUCUAAGUUUUUUCCCGCAAACACUAGAACUAUAUUUGAGAAAAGAUUUGUUUUUUUUUAAUUUAAGUUUUCGAAACCCAAGAAACCGAGUACUUGAUUUAGGGUUUCACACAAACCCUGGGACUAGAUUUGAAAAAAAAAUUAGUUCUUUUGAAUAUAUUUGACAAUUGAGAUAAGGGUUUUGAAGGAGUAGUGGAAAUGAUAGGGGAAAGAAUGGCUAAAAGGUCAUCUUUUGGGAAGUCGAUAAGGAAAAGGCUUUCGGAUAUCACAAAUUACCAGCCACAACAACCCAAAUCCUCGCUGGUUUUUGAUCAAGUUUCUGUAUUUAAUGAUUUAUCGUCUUCGACUAAAGAACACAUUGAUCAUCUUUUAAAAGAAAAUGCUGGGCUCUUGAAGCUAAUUACCGAAAAAAACAAAGUCAUAGAGCUCAAUGGAGUUGAGCUUCAGAAGCUACGGGUUGCUCUUCAGAAAACACAGCUGCAGAAUUUGGGCCUUGCUCAAUCAAACAGCCAUAUGAUGGCGGAGCUUAAUUUAGGUAAACAAAAGCUAAAAUCACUUCAACAUCAACUUACCUGCAAGGAUGCUUUGCUUAAGACAAUGAAUUUGGAACUUCAGGCAGCACGUGUCCAAAAGAAGGUUGAAUUGCAGGAUGGUGAUGAUGUUGAUACCAACCAACGAAUUACCUACAAACAUAUGCGUCCAGUAAGAAGCCAGUCAAUGGGCUCCUUGAUGGCUACAGUUCAAAGAGUUCCCAAGAAAGAAGCAGCUGAAAACAAAAGACGUUGUGUGAGAAGGCAGUCGGCUAAAUUCGGAUCACAAGCAAGUGAAUCAGAAGAGAAUUUGUUUGAGAUUGAAGAUCUUAAGAUGCAUGAAGAUGGUCCAACUUUAAAAGCAUCUGAACAAAAUGAAGGGCAAUGUGGUUCCAAACCCGAACCUCGAGGAUCACAAAGAAUGUCAUUUGGACGACCAUCACGUAGAGCUGCUGAAAAAGUCCAAUCUUACAAGGAAACACCAAUCAACAUCAAAAUGAGAAGACCUGAGUAGUUCUGGUUUGUGUACCAAGUUACUAUUGUUAUAUAACAGGAACAUAAUUUCAUUUUGGCUUUUGUAUCAAGUAAUAUGAGCAUAAUUUAAGAAUGAA